AUGUUUCAAAUUGCGUUUUUACUUUCUGUUGUAAUCUUAGACAUGAAGAAUCUCAGAAAAAAAUUCCUUUAUUUACCAGAAAUAUUUUCUUUUUGCCGUGAAAUUUCUCAAAUUGAUGUUUUCGUUUAUAUCACGUAUCAAAAAUCAACAAUAAAAGGUUUCCCGAAUAUUUCUAAAUUUAAAACAUUUAUAAGAUCAAAGAAUUUAUUGAAGGAAAAAGCAUUUAUGAUUACACAAAUGGAGUGA
Messenger RNA from Clunio marinus, 246 nucleotides. The record is from the annotation of a GenBank genome assembly. Lineage: Eukaryota; Metazoa; Arthropoda; Insecta; Diptera; Chironomidae.